Messenger RNA from Linum trigynum, 2214 nucleotides. NCBI's taxonomy places the organism in Eukaryota, Viridiplantae, Streptophyta, Magnoliopsida, Malpighiales, Linaceae. The record is from the annotation of a GenBank genome assembly.
CUCACAACACUUCGGACCUAGAAGAUGAUGAACCGAGGAAUAACCUCUUUUUCGCACUAAGGAAGAGUGUGUUCGUUUCUACGAACGCUAUGCUCACAAAAAAGGGUUUGGUGUUCGAGUAGAUUCGCAACAUUUGAGAAAAAGAAGACAACUGAAGGAGAGGUGGUGGAAAUUUAUGCCUACCUUUAUUAUGUUUGUAAUAAGCAAGGGUCAUCGGAAGAAGUCAAUGUUGAGAAACAGAAACAUGGAGAGGAUCGGUUGUAGAGAGAAGCCGCCCUAAAAGAAAGAGGUCUCGAAUUAGGGCUGAAUGCCCCGCCCUUGUUCGUUUCCGAUGGGAUGAGAAUAGGGAUGGAUAUGUGGUGCACAAUUUCAUUGGAGCUCACAAUCAUGAUUUGCACUCCACCAAGCAUGCUCACCUAUUAAAGUCAAACAAGUCCGUGAGCGUUCCUCAAGGACUUGUUGCUGAAGCAAAUCGCAAUGCCGGGAUGAGUCUUAGAUCAUCGUAUCAGCUAUUGGCUGAGUGUGCCGGAGGGUAUGAGAACUUGACUUUUACCAAAUGUGAUCAGAAGAACCAUUUGAACAAGAACAGACAAAAGACUAUGUCUCGUGGCGAAGCGACUUUCUUGCUUGACUACUUUCAAGACCAAAAGGAGAAGUAUCUCGACUUAUUUUAUGCUGUAGUGGUAGAUUGUGAGGAGAAAGUAGCCAAUAUUUUUUGGGCAGACAGUAGGAUGCGUGAAGAUUAUGCACUUUUCGGAGACUCUGUCUCCUUCGACACCACCUUCCGAACCAAUAAAUACUUCCGGCCAUUGGGUAUGUUGACCAAUUAUUUUCCUUAUUUUUUUGGCAUGCAAGCGGUUAUGCAUUGUUUUUAAUACCAAGUCUUUUGCAGGGAUGUUUGUAGGUUUCAAUCAUCACCGACAAACUUGUGUGUUUGGCGCUUGUUUGUUAUAUGACGAGACAACUCCUUCUUUUGAAUGGUUGUUUGAAGCAUUUAGUCGGUGCAUGAAGAGGAAACUCCCAGUGACCAUCUUCACGGAUCAGGACGCCGGUAUGGCAGCUGCCCUUAGAAAGGAGUGGCCAGAUGUGCUUCAUGCCCUCUGUACUUGGCACAUCUUGAUGAAUGCGAAGAAAAAUCUUCGUAAGAGCAAGAAAUUUUGGCAUAAGUUCCAAAAUCAUCUUGCUUAUCUUUUCUAAUACGUCGACAGCGAGGCCGAGUUUGACGAGGCAUGGAGAAGCAUGGUUUCUGAUUGUUUUCCCAAUAGUGAAACUAUCGAUGGCCACCAAUGGAUGCAAUACUUGAAGAAAUUUCGUCAUCAAUGGUGUUCCUUAUAUCUGAGAGAUCAAUUCACAACGGGAAUGUUGACAACGCAAGCCAGUGAGUCGUGCAAUGCACAAGUGCGACUCUUCUUGAAACCGAAACAUAAUCUCGACGAGUUUUUCAUCCACUUUAACUGCUUGUUGGCUGACAAAAGGCGCAAAGAGACUGAGUCCAACUACGAUGGGAAACAAUCAGCCCCUUACAUAGUGUUGGAGAAAAGCUCGAUCCUCCAACAUGCUGUCAAGAUCUUCACGAAAAACAUCUUCAACCGGAUUCAAGAGCAGUAUCUGGAAAUUGAAGACUAUCUAAUUGAGCUUGUCCCAGAUAAUAGGUAUGAUGGAUUCAUUAGCUACCGAACAUAUAAGAUGGAGGAUGGUGAGCGUAGCGAUGAACGUGUCACUCUUGUCGAUACUUCUACGGCCACAUUGGUAUGCGAUUGUAGGAUGUUUAGAACAUUCGGGGUCUUAUGUCGGCAUAUGCUUAAGGUGAUGCGAUUUCUUGGAGGGUUUGGGAACGAUAGUAUGAGAACUAUUCCAGAUCAUUACAUACUCAAGCGAUGAUUGUUGGAGGCGAGAAGAAAAGAGGUUGGUGAUGCUGAUGCUUCAGGCGAUACUUCACAUAGUCAUGAGAACGAGACGGGAAAAAGGAGAUAUAGCAAUGAGGUACCGAGAAACCACUGCAAUGUUUAAUCAGCUCGCAACAAAAUUGUCAAUGGCGGAUGAGAAAGUGUACAACAGGUGGAUGGGAGCAUUGCAGAAAGUGUGCAAGGAGGCAAACAAGGCAUUGUCAAAGACUAUAACUAGCAAGGACGGUAAGUGUAUCGAAUAUUUUUUGUAAAUUAGUAUAAUUUAAUAUCAUUGGACGGAUUACUUAAGCCACUAACAUUGUAGGGA